CAGAACUUGUAGAAACGGACGGAUUGAUUGCAAGAUGAUUGAACCGCCGAAAUUCAUUGAUAAUGAUUCUUACAACGGCAGCCGGACCUUUACCUGGCUGGCGGACAUUGUGGGGCUGUCGGUUGAUUUGGUAAACUUUUUAAUCUGCCAAAUAUCGGCACUGUUUCUGGCCUCCCUCUUCCGAUCGGUGCUGCAUCCCUCGAAGGUGUCCAGCAAGCUCCGUCACACAUUCGCUUUGUCGAUCGGCCUCGCCUUUGGAUACUUUUGUUUCGGUCCCCAGGCCAUUCACAUCGCAGGACUUCCGGCGAUAUGCUACAUUGUUAUUCGAACCCAGGAUCCCCGCAUUGUUCAGAGAGCCGUCUUGUUGGUGGCCAUGAGCUACUUGCUGUGCAUUCAUCUGAUGCGCCAGCUCUAUGACUACGGAUCCUAUGCCCUGGACAUUACCGGGCCCCUUAUGAUCAUCACACAGAAGGUAACCAGCCUUGCCUUCAGCAUUCACGAUGGCUUUGUCCGCCCAGAAGAGGAGCUCACUAAGGCCCAGAAGUACCAUGCUAUUCGCAAAAUGCCCACGGCCCUGGAAUACUUCUCGUAUGUGUGGCACUUCCAGAGCAUUCUGGCCGGCCCGCUCGUCUUCUACAAGGAUUACAUCGAGUUCGUCGAAGGCUACAACCUGCUUCCUCCGCCCACUAACGGCAACAUAGACAAUGGAAAGGGAGAGGUGGUGCUGGAACCAUCGCCGACGAAGGCUGUGAUACGAAAGGUCAUUGGCAGUCUGGUGUGCGCCUUCAUAUUUAUGAAAUUCGUGAAAAUAUAUCCUGUGAAAGACAUGAAGGAGGAGGACUUCCUCGAGGACACGAGCAUGGUGUACAAGUUCUGGUACGCCAUGAUGGCGACCACCUGCAUCCGUUUCAAGUAUUAUCACGCUUGGCUCCUGGCCGACGCCAUUUGCAACAACUCAGGUCUUGGUUUCACGGGCUACGACAAGGAUGGCCAGCCCAAGUGGGAUUUGAUAUCCAACAUUAACGUCCUCUCUUUCGAGUUUUCGACAAACAUGCGCGAUGCCAUCCAGAACUGGAACUGCGGCACCAACCGCUGGCUGCGAACACUCGUCUACGAGCGAGUGCCGAAGAAGUACGGCACUCUGCUCACCUUCGCCCUCAGCGCCGUCUGGCACGGCUUCUAUCCGGGCUACUACCUGACCUUUGCUACCGGCGCCAUUGUCGUGACAGCGGCCCGCAUUGGCCGGCGACUAUUCCGCCACCGCUUCCAGAGCACGCAGUUCACGCGGAUGUUCUACGACAUCCUCACCUGCCUGAUCACACGGGUCACACUAGGCUACGCCACAUUCCCAUUCGUUCUGCUUGAAUUUAUGGGCAGCAUCAACUUGUACCUGAAGUUUUAUUUGUGCCUUCACAUCAUUUCACUAGUGACCAUAUUUAUUUUACCCAAGUAUAUACGCGGCGAGAGCAGGAGCCGCCAGAACAAUGCGACCGUGCGGCUGGCUGGUGCCGGCAAUGUCAAGGAUUCAGCAGCCACCGAAGGUGCUUCGGAGACAGCGCUGGUCGCUGGCAAUGAUCUCAAGGAGAAUGGGGAGGAGGAGGAGAUGGAUAAGCAUGCUCAAUGUAAAGUCAACACGCCAACACAACAGCAGCUACCAGCCGCUGAGCUUAUUAAUAAACACACAAACCGCACAAUCGAACAACAAACAACCAAGCAAUCCGAGCAAUCGAACAAUGUUAACCUUCGCCCACAGCAUCAUCCCGAGCAGCUGCUCCAGCAGCAGCCAAGUCAGGAGAAGAAGCCCGUGCUAACGUGCGCUCGCGACGCCGUAAGCGUUCCCCACGACCAGUGCGAGAUGGACCAACUGUCCAGCAAGCUGAAGGAGAAGCUCGAGGCCGAAACCAAAAACAUUGAGGAAUUUAUCGAUAAGACUGUAACCGAGACCGUUAGCGGCAUUGUUGAGUUCAAGAACGAUCUGAUGCGGGACAUUGAGUUCCCCAAACUGAAGUUGCCCGGCAGCAAUGCCAGCAACAACGGUUCCGUUCCUCUCGACUCAGCAACUGUUGGCGGCGGUCUGCGCAAACGUAACAUAUCCUCUGUCCAUGACAAUGGAACAGCAUCACCGACACCUGGUAAUCCUCAAUCGGAGCAUCAUGCCGUCAUCGAGGAGAACGGCUCUGCGUUUUUGAAGAAGGAGAUCGAUGUGAUUAAUGCGGUGGUGCAGCAGGCCAAUGUCCUGCCGGCGGUGCUUAGCAAUGGUCAUGCCAAAUAGUAGCAGCGACAGUCAAGUGUGGGAUCAACGACGAACGGAAACAACAAGAAAAGCAUAAAAGUAAACAUUAAAAUAAAUAACAACGACGAUGAUGGCACGGCAGGGAAUGGAGUGAAGUUAGGGAACAAAUUGAGUGCUGCAAACCUAGUUGAUUGAUUGAUUGAUGGAUAUGUUCAGAUUUUAACCCAAAAAAACACACACGCACACAACGCAAUACGCGGACACAGACAAGGAUACCUUUUGCUUUGACUUUUAAGUGUGGAGCGUCUGUCUAAUUUUUUUCUUAAAACUAGACCUAGUAGACCUGAAGUACAGAGAUUGUUUACACUGAAGUAAUUGUCUAGCGCGAAUUAGCCAAAUAAUUAAUAAGAAAUCAAUACACUUGUAUGUACAUUCAAUAUAUUAUUCAUCGAAAGCCAAAACCUUUGUUCAAAUUAACUAAAUGUGCACAAAACCUCUAAUUGUUGUUGAAAAAGAUCUAUGUACGUACGUUUGUAGUUGUUUGUUUGUUAAACAAAAACCGCCAAAGAUGCGUUUCAGGGCUAUGGAUCAGAUUUUAAACAUAUCCCGCUUACAUCACACUAUCAAUUGUAAAGAAAUUAGAAAAAAAAUAGACUUUUUAUCCUUCAUCAGUAAAAACACUAGCAGACUGAUUAUACAAAACACUUUUUGAAGAACCCAUACCCAUAGCCUUGAAGCGGAUUAUUGGUUCCAGUCCUUUUUAUUACAAAUUCCUCCCCCCUGCAUAUGUUGAUAUAUAUUUACGAUAUAGUCUAUGUGCGAGCAGCUAAACCCAAUUCUCAAUGUCAUUACUGUACUGUACUGUACUGUAGUUCAAAUCCCGCCCGAAGGAACCGAGUAGAACCAACAAAAUCCUCUUAAAGCAAAAACGCUACAAAUAAAAGUCAACCAAAUCUUAACUUUAGACUGAAGCUAUUGACAAGAACUAAGCAAGAACUAAAAGUAAAAUUGCCAGGGCAAGAAAACAAAGCAAAUCCUGCGUAGUUAAAGUUAGUUAGUAAGCCGUCGAGUUGUUUUUGAUAUUCAAUUUGAUUCGAUUUUUGUACAACUGCGCAAGCGAGCGUGGAUAAGUAUCCUGCUUACUUCCACUUUAUAUACAUAUAUAUAUAUAUAUAAAAUAGAUAAAAACAAAUUAUACAAUUGGGUCUCUUCCAUCAUGCCCCUUUUUAUUGUUUUUGGUGAUCGUUCCCAUGUCCUCCACUUGUGACUUCCUACUCCGUAGCUCUUAAGCCAGCACCCUAUAUUACCUACUUUGUUUUACCCAUUAUUUUGUUAAUACCAAUAAACAAUUAAACUGCAAAUCCUCACAUAUAUAUUAUCCAUAUAUGAUGAACAUUAUAUAUUUUUAUAUUUUAUUUUUUUGUAAAACAAGAUUGGAAGAGAAGGCCACUCUUACGCAGCGCACCUUUGUUUCCUUUGUUGGGAGAGCUUUCCCGAGAAAGACUCCCACAGGCACAAAACGAAUAAAACAAACACUUGUGUUAUGCAGUCCACUUUCAGAUGCAAACACACCAGAUAUACAAAACCACUUUGAGCAUUGAUAUUCGACAAAUAAAUCGUAUGUGUAUUUUA
Molecule: messenger RNA, 3865 nt
Organism: Drosophila ananassae
Lineage: Eukaryota; Metazoa; Arthropoda; Insecta; Diptera; Drosophilidae
Gene: oys
Product: lysophospholipid acyltransferase 1
Exons: 7
Coding region: 35-2272 (745 amino acids)
Biological process (GO): lipid modification
Cellular component (GO): membrane
Molecular function (GO): acyltransferase activity
Source: RefSeq, a predicted model, not a curated record